This is a messenger RNA of Mercurialis annua (annual mercury), 1955 nucleotides long. Its product is annotated as E3 ubiquitin-protein ligase RGLG2-like. Bases 326 to 1717 code for a protein of 463 amino acids. The transcript has 12 exons. NCBI's taxonomy places the organism in Eukaryota, Viridiplantae, Streptophyta, Magnoliopsida, Malpighiales, Euphorbiaceae. The record is from RefSeq and is a predicted model, not a curated record.
UGUAUGUAGUGCUAGUGCGUAUUAUCUAUCGGGUAAGUGACACUACAACUCUCUGCUUUCCAUUAACACGAAACUUCCCAAAUACAAUAAUUCUUGCUUUUCGCUAAAAAGCCUUUUCACUUUGCUAAAAAAAUAUUGAAAAGAAAGGCAUCAGAUCCACAAAUCUCUCCUGCUUUUGAAAUUCAAUCAUUUCAAGAAUCUCGCAUUUCUUAUAAAGAAGAUGAAUUCGCUCACUCCUCUGCGUCUAGCUGAUAAGGCCCGUCUCUAUUAAAGCGGUGGUGGUGUGAACAAAGAUGAAUCUUUAAUAAGGCGAUUAGUGAAGUUGAUGGGGCUCAAUAGUUCAAAGGAUAGGAGUUUGAGCUCUAAUUCUUCCCUGCGUUCAACUUCUUCUUCGUCAUGGGAUUCACAGCACCCCUACGCUCAGCCUUACUAUACCCAAGAUAGUUACAACUACAGCUAUCCACCUCCGCAGCAGCAGCCCUACCCGGUUGAACACUCGUAUGCGCCGUCACAGCAGCAGCCAUACCCGGUUGAACAGUCUUAUGCGCCGGCACAGCAGCACCACUCUAGUGGUGAAAGAAGGCAGCUUGAUAGGAGGUAUUCAAGAAUUGCUGAUGAUUAUAAAUCUUUGGACCAGGUGACGGAAGCUCUUGCACGUGCUGGUCUCGAGUCCUCUAAUCUUAUUGUUGGUAUUGAUUUCACAAAGAGCAAUGAGUGGACAGGUGCAAAGUCAUAUAAUAGACGGAGCCUGCACCACAUUGGAGAUGGUUUGAAUCCUUAUGAGCAAGCGAUUUCCAUUAUCGGGAAAACUUUAGCUGCUUUUGAUGAGGAUAACUUGAUUCCCUGUUAUGGAUUUGGAGAUGCAUCCACACAUGAUCAGGAUGUCUUCAGCUUCUACCCAGAUGAUAGAUUUUGUAAUGGAUUUGAAGAAGUCUUAAGUCGCUAUAGAGAAAUUGUGCCCAAUCUACGACUUGCAGGGCCAACGUCCUUUGCACCUGUCAUUGAAAUGGCAUGUAGCAUUGUUGAGCAGACUGGUGGCCAGUACCAUGUUUUAUUAAUAAUUGCAGAUGGGCAGGUCACCAGAAGUGUUAAUACAGAGAGUGGCCAGCUAAGUACUCAGGAGCAGAAGACAGUUGAAGCCAUUGUAAAGGCUAGCAAGCUUCCCUUAUCGAUAGUAUUAGUUGGGGUUGGAGAUGGACCAUGGGACACCAUGAAAGAGUUUGAUGAUAACAUACCUGCUCGAGAGUUUGAUAACUUCCAGUUUGUGAAUUUUACAGAAAUUAUGUCAAAGCGGACGGACACAGCCCGUAAGGAAACAGAAUUUGCUCUUGCUGCUCUGAUGGAAAUUCCUUCACAGUAUAAGGCAACAAUAGAGCAUAAUUUAUUAGGUCGUCGCAGAGGGAAUGUUCCUGAGAGGGUUUCACUUCCGCCACCAUUAUAUGGUUUCAACAGCUCGAAACAUUCCCAUUCCAGUAGCUUUAAGCCAAGUGUGCCUUCUUAUCCAGUUGUCAGUGCACCCGCCAGUUCAGCUCCAACGAGUUCAGUUCCAACCGCUCCAACAUCAGUUGACGAUAAUCAGCUUUGUCCAAUUUGCCUCAGUAAUACGAAAGAUAUGGCCUUUAACUGUGGGCAUCAGACAUGCUGUGAAUGCGGAGAAAGCCUGGAGACAUGUCCGAUAUGUAGGAGUUCAAUUCAGAUGAGAAUAAAGCUCUACUAAUGUAACCGGAUUUUCAAAUUUCUCUGUGGUCAACUAAUCAUAUUCUUUGUUCAUUCAUUUUUUUACUAGCUCAGAGUAGAUUAAGGGAAUGACAUUAUUUGCUCUUUUGUACAUUAUUUUUGUAACUGGAUAAUAGUUUCACUCUUUUAUGGAUUGAUAUGCCAGUCAGUGGGUUGACCUUGAUUACAAACCAUCAGAUGUGAUGUGCAAUUUGGAUCAAAUCAAAUUCAAUUAUUAA